Molecule: messenger RNA, 3362 nt
Organism: Amphiprion ocellaris (clown anemonefish)
Lineage: Eukaryota; Metazoa; Chordata; Actinopteri; Pomacentridae
Gene: rhag
Product: Rh associated glycoprotein
Exons: 10
Coding region: 98-1414 (438 amino acids)
Biological process (GO): ammonium homeostasis; ammonium transmembrane transport
Cellular component (GO): plasma membrane
Molecular function (GO): ammonium channel activity
Source: RefSeq, a predicted model, not a curated record
CACACAGCACUGCCCUUAAAAAAGCCAGAUAGGGAGGGACAGACUGACAGAGUUGCUGAGUGACUGUGUGAGAGAUAAAGUCAGAGUUGGUCUCAGGAUGCCUGCGUACGCCACCAACAUGAGGCUGAAGUUCCCCAUCUUGGCCUUGAUCCUUGAGAUUAUCACCAUCAUCCUGUUUGCAGUGUUUGUGGACUACGACGAUGGGAAAGGUCACGGGCACGACUCACACUCCAAUUCCAGUGAAACCCACCAUGAGGAGAAGCCUAUGGAUCUCUACCCCAUGUUUCAAGACGUCCACGUCAUGAUCUUCAUCGGCUUCGGGUUCCUGAUGACGUUCCUCAAGAGAUACGGCUUCAGCAGCGUGGGCAUCAACUUGCUGCUGGCUGCCUUCGGCCUGCAGUGGGGCCUCCUCAUGCAGGGCGUCUGGCAUCUGGUUGAUGGCAAAAUCAAAAUCAACAUCUUCAAAAUAAUCAACGCAGACUUCAGCACAGCUACAGUCCUGAUCUCCUUUGGUGCCGUUCUGGGUAAAACCAGCCCUGUGCAGCUCCUCAUCAUGACCAUACUGGAGAUCACCAUCUUCUCCAUCAACGAGCAUCUGGUGGCUACGGUUCUAGAGGCUAAUGAUGUCGGAGCAUCGAUGAUCAUCCACGCUUACGGAGCUUACUUCGGCCUGGCAGUGGCUCGUGUCCUUUACCGACCGGGUUUAAGAAACGGGCAUGAGAACGAGGGAUCGGUUUAUCACUCUGAUCUGUUUGCUAUGAUUGGAACCGUCUUCCUGUGGAUGUUCUGGCCCAGCUUUAACUCAGCCAUCGCUGAUCCAGGUUUGACCCAGCUCACCGCAGUGAUCAACACCUACCUCUCCCUGGCUGCCUGCGUGCUGUCUGCCUACGCCAUCUCCAGCCUCGUGGAGCACAAAGGAAAACUGGACAUGGUGCACAUUCAAAACGCCACCCUGGCUGGUGGCGUCGCCGUGGGAACAUGUGCCGACAUGAACAUCGGGCCGUUUGGGGCCAUGCUGAUCGGACUCGUCGCUGGCAUCAUCUCCACCCUGGGCUUCAAGUUCCUGAGUCCCAUCCUGGCGUCCAGCGUGGGCAUCCAGGACACCUGCGGUGUCCACAAUCUGCACGGCAUGCCUGGCAUCCUGGGCGGACUGGCUGGUAUUGUGGCUGUGUCUUUGGGGAAGAAAGAGGGAGGUGAUCCUGUCAUGCAAGCUGCCGCCUUGGCUUCAUCUCUCGGCUUCGCUUUGGUUGGAGGUGCUGUUACAGGUUUCAUAAUGAAGCUGCCGUUCUGGGGGCAACCUCCGGACCAGAACUGCUACGACGACUCUCUUUACUGGGAGGUUCCUGAGGAAGAGGACGAGAACGAGGAGAGCUUGGCUCAUGCUGAUCACUCAAAGAACAAAGCAGAAGUUUAAAUAUCUGCCCACACAGCUAGAAAUGAAGGAUUACCAUUAAGCUACGCUGUGUCUGUAGAUAACAACUUGUCAGUUUUAUCAUCCACACACAGGAUAUUUUUGAUCUUAAUCUGGCUUAAAUUUGCAAUUAGUAUGGGCAUGAAAAGAUUUACAGAUUAGAGACUAAAAACACACAUAAGCAAUUAGCAUAAAGAUGUGUUUAAUCCAAUUUACAUACAUAGAAAGAACCUUAAACUUCAGGUAUUUUUUUUUUCACACUGAAAGUCUUAAUGACCUACAACAUUCAUGAACCACAAAACACUAAAAAAUAACGCUUGGGCAGAGCAAAUAAAAGCUAAUGCAACAGCUUGCAUCGACCUGUUACCGAUCGAUUUGUGAUAACUUCUAAUAACCAACAAACUACAUUGAGUUAGAGGAAGUAACCUUUCCACUACUAUCUAAGAUAUUUUUAAUUACCAGUCAAAACCAAAAUUGGCAUGUUAAAAUGAUGGAGGGGACUCCAAAUCCUUAAUGAAAUUAUGAAGUCAAUUUUAUUGAGCUACCUCAACUUGAAUUUAGUUUUAAAUCAAGUAAUGCAGGAAUUUAAGUUUAACACAAUAUUAAGUUGAUUCAAUUACCAAUAUUAUUAUGUAAACAAAACCCAUAGAAGUAAUGUUGAAAGGUUUAUCUCAAUCAGUAAAUCACAUUUUUUGUUUUCUUGCAACAGGUCCCUAGAAUUACUUUUUAGAGUGUACAAAACAAGGUGGGCCACUCCACAGCUCCACUGCAGAUACACAACUACUUUAUAAGCUUUUCUUUAUGUCGUUUUAUACUAUAAAAAGCAUAGAACCAUGUUUUUUUUUUUUUUUAAAAAAAGAUAUUAGUAUAGUUUGUAUUUUUCUCUUACAUUUCUUUACACCUGAUAUGUGCAUUUCUGCUGAAGCUCAGGUCAAAGCGAGGAGUUAAAACCAGGCUUUGAUCUGCUGCUUCACUUUACCUCACUGGAGCCCAAACCUUCUGCGAGGAGUCAGACGGCGUGAAAGCAGCAGCUCUUCACUCUGAUGUGGGCAGGGAAAGUCGCAUAAUGUUCCUGUAACUAAUGAACCUUUGUGUCUUAUCUUGUACUGCUUCCAGACGUUGUCUAUCCUUCUGACGACAGCUGUACAAUUCAGCAUCCGAGUGUUUGUCACUGGGCAACUUGUGUUUUCUAUUUACAGCAAAUGUAUUCUUACGUGUACAUACAGUUUAGUUCUUAGAUGGUUUGACACAGUCAGUUUUAUCGAAACUAAAAAAACAGCAGCUGGUACUGAACAUUUUUCCAGAUAUCUUAAAGAAUUUAACAAAGUUUCAUAGUAAUCUGAGAUGAAAACUGUUUCACCAUUUUGCAGCAUCAUUCUGCCGGUUUUGUACCUGUUGUCUUUGUUGGUGACUCGGUCUAACAGAUUAAACUGUUACAACUGCAACAUACCUCAUGUAUUUGUGCUCAUAAGUUUACAUACCCUGGCAGAAUCCUUAAUAAAAACAUGAAUGAUCACAGCAAAUACAAUUGCAUGACAAUAAAUAGCUUUUGUCUGACUGCUAACCGUAAAUGAAAUUUUUUUUUUCCAUGAUCAAACAUAUUUUCUAAUUUUAAAAAAGGACAAUAUUUCACAAAUUAUUACAAGGGUAUGUAAACUUAUGGGCAAAACUUUAUAUUAUAGGAUUACAACUCACUUUGUCCUCUGAUUAUUGUUUUAAACUGCCAAAGGACAGGUUUUUUUUAGUGUACUUAACAUCAAAACACAGGACUGAGAGGUAUAGAUGAAAUUGACUACAUAAAGAGUUAUACAAUGACAUUCUGCUUUGAUAAAUGAUUUAGGAUGCCCAGAACACUGGAAUGCAUCGAAAUGUUGUAUUUUUAUACAGUGAGUGUAUCCUCUUAUUUGUAUAAUAUACUAAUACUGUCAUAAUAAAUGUGUUUUGUACAAUA